AUGUUUGGUGACGCGGAUUCACAAAGAUUACCGAUGGUAGUCUCAGCGCGCCAUUUGAAGAAAUCUGAACAAUACAAAGAUGUGCGCGAAACGGUUAAGAUGAAUCUGACCUUGACCCAUGUGACCAAUGUCUAUUACUCGGAUUUACAGCUUAUGGAAGCCAACACAAUGAAUGAAUGCUAUUGUGGAAUCAAUGACAGCUUGAUGGUGAACACAGGUCGCAAAUGA
This is a messenger RNA of Opisthorchis viverrini, 228 nucleotides long. RefSeq lists its product as hypothetical. The record is from RefSeq and is a predicted model, not a curated record. The coding region runs from base 1 to 228 and encodes 75 amino acids. The transcript has a single exon. NCBI's taxonomy places the organism in Eukaryota, Metazoa, Platyhelminthes, Trematoda, Opisthorchiida, Opisthorchiidae.